This is a messenger RNA of Arabis nemorensis, 468 nucleotides long. The record is from the annotation of a GenBank genome assembly. Lineage: Eukaryota; Viridiplantae; Streptophyta; Magnoliopsida; Brassicales; Brassicaceae.
AUGGCGACUUCAGGAACAUACGUGACAGAGGUUCCUCUUAAAGGGUCUGCGAAGAAUCACUACAAGAGAUGGAGGAGCGAAAACCACCUCUUCCCGGACGCCAUCGGCCACCACAUCCAAGGUGUCUCCGUCCACGAAGGCGACUGGGACUCCCACGGAGCCAUCAAGACCUGGAACUACACAUGCGAUGGGAAGAAGGAGGUGUUCAAGGAGAAGAGAGAGUUUGACGACGAGAAGAUGACAGUGACGUUUAAAGGGCUUGAUGGUCACGUGAUGGAGCAACUUAAGGUGUAUGACACAAUCUUUCAGUUCAUCCCCAAGUCUGAGGAAGGUUGUGUCUGCAAAGUCACUAUGAUGUGGGAGAAACGCUACGAAGACUCUCCAGAGCCCAUUAACUACAUGAAGUUCGUCAAGAGCUUGGCUGCUGAUAUGGACGACCACAUUCUCAAGGACCAGAACAAGGCUUAA